GUGACAGAAAACACGUGGACCAAGAUCCGUGUUGAUAUGAGACGAUGAGUCUCUCUGCUGACAGCUUUAAACAUUUUUCACGAAAGGAUGUUACAGAUUUGUGUCAUUGUUUGUCCAGUGUAUGUGGCCAGAAUGCAGACGAGGCUAGAGGAGAUCAGACGAGCUUGAAACUCGUGUGCCUCACAACUUGCUAUCACUGGUUCAGAAGUAAAGAACAACCUGUUAAUUCCAAGAGCAUGUCUGAAGACUUUGCGAGGCUGAUAUAUCUAGUGGUUGACCUUAUACAGACUGAUGAGGACCCUUUUAUACUGUAUGCUGCUCGAAAAGCAUGGAGAGUGCUGCUGGAAAAUGAGACUCCUAAGGCAAAAAUUAAAGAAUGUCUCCAUGAAUUAUUGGAAUGCCUUGGAAAUAAAGAAAUCGGUACACUGAACAAAACUACCAUAUUGGAAAUGACCUCCGACCUUCUUCAAGGAGAUUUAACUAUCACUGUUCUGGAUGUUAUAAAACAGAGAUUUUCAUGGCUGGUAGAAAAUGUGCUCAAAUUUCCAUUCCAAGAAGACGACUCAAUUUUAAUUACAGCAUUUCUUAUAAUGUGGAGAAAGUCAGCUAAGAAAUGUCAAGAUCUGCAGUUAGAUUUGUGUUGGGUGAUGGAUUAUGAGAUUCUCCUACAGAUUAUAAAUGUAAUCAGUGUGACGGAGAAUCACAGCUAUUCUAGACCAGUGAUUCACCUGCUGAAGACAUUUUACUCGUAUGGACAGAUUCUGUGUUUACAGACCUCUGUUAAUCCCAUCUAUCUUAAACUAGGUUCAGCUGUACUACAAUGGGCUCUAGGAAAAGGAAUAUCAAACCUACAAGAGGAAUCAGCUGCUGGGUUUGGAGGCACAUGUGUAAUAGUCUCCUGUAAAUCAAAACUCAAAACAGAAUUUGGAAAUCUGUCUUCCCUACGACAGCUGGCUGCUUUAGUGUUAUCUGUUGCUGCUACCAUUGUUCGUUUUUCACACCCUAUAACAGGUAAAAUACUGUGAUAUCUACACAACCUAUAACAGGUAAAAUACUUUGAUAUCUACACAACCUAUAACAGGUAAAAUCCUGUGAUAUCUACACAACC
Molecule: messenger RNA, 1108 nt
Organism: Mizuhopecten yessoensis (Yesso scallop)
Lineage: Eukaryota; Metazoa; Mollusca; Bivalvia; Pectinida; Pectinidae
Exons: 3
Coding region: 45-1025 (326 amino acids)
Source: RefSeq, a predicted model, not a curated record